ACACCGCAACGGUUUUACAUGCCGCCAAAUCCCUCGGGAGGGGUUUAAGAGAGUUGGGCGAUGCGGUGGCCUCUAGUCUAACUGGAAACCAGGGAAUGAAGUUGGGUUCUUCCCCCAAUAGCCCGCAGGCCGGCGGGUCAGCCGACGUACCCCAAAAAGGCAUAGUCACCAUCUUAGACGUGGAGCAUCCAUCCGCCCAAAACGCGGACGGUUCGUUCAGAUCGGAAGCCAUAGUGGCCCAUUUUAUCGCACACUCGGAAGCUAUUGUUUGGCUACAGUUCGGUCCCGGCGGGAUGUUGCUCCUCACCGCCGAUAAAAGAGGACACGACUUUAACUUGUUCAGGAUCAAUGCGCAUCCUGUCGGGUCUUCUUUGAUCACCAAAACUUAA
Messenger RNA from Anthonomus grandis grandis, 389 nucleotides. Its product is annotated as breast carcinoma-amplified sequence 3 homolog. The transcript has 2 exons. Bases 96 to 389 code for a protein of 97 amino acids. The record is from RefSeq and is a predicted model, not a curated record. Lineage: Eukaryota; Metazoa; Arthropoda; Insecta; Coleoptera; Curculionidae. Gene Ontology annotation, biological process: response to starvation; autophagy. Gene Ontology annotation, cellular component: cytoplasm.